AACUUCCGGCCCGGGCCCCGGGGCACGCUGGGAGAGGGCGGGGCCACUGCCACGUGCCUGGGCCUGGCGUCCGGGAGUCUUUCGGAACCACAAAUCCCAGGGUGCAGUGCGCUCACACGCUGUCCUACUGCGGCCGAGCAGGCGCUCCUAGAGGUUCCGGGGCCAGAGAGGAGUCACUUCUGGCGACGGGCAGGCAGCCGGGCCAUGGCCGCCCUCCUCCGAGCUGUGCCUCGGCUGCCCGGCCCUGCUGUGUGGAGAAGACCUGUGUGCGGGCUGUGGUGCCGCAGGGGCACCGGGCAGGACCCGGGGAGGUGGGUGGGGAGCAGGCGCCCCGUCCCAGAGGAGAAAGCGGCGAGUGUGGAGACGGAGAACUUCCAGAUGGUCUACCGGUUUGACGCCAUCAGAGCCUUCGGGUACCUGUCCCGGCUGAAGGUGGCGCAGACGGCGCUCACGGUGCUGGCGCUCCCGCCUGGCUGCUACUGGUACUCCCAGGGCUUCGUGACCCUCGGCUCCCUGUACCUGGCUGGCGGGGUGGCCGGCUUCGCCCUCGCCAUGCUCUGCUGGAUGAGCUAUUUCUUCCGGAGGCUGGUGGGCAUCCUGUACGUGAACGAGGCAGGCACCGUGCUGCGGGUGGCGCACCUGACCUUCUGGGGCCGGCGGCAGGACACGGACUGGCCCGUGGCCGAUGUGGUCCCCAUGACGGAAACCAGCGACCGGGCCCAGGAGCUGUUUGUGCGUAUCCGGCAGUACAGCGGGAAGCAGACUUUCUACGUCACCCUUCGCUACGGACGCAUCGUGGACAGAGAGCGUUUCACGCAGGUGUUUGGGGUGCUGGACUCCCACAAGUGAACUGGGAGCUGGGCGUCCGGCGGGAAUCCGAGGGUGUGGGCGAGGCUGAAAAAGGGGCUUCGGCUGCGGAGACCCCACAGGGCCUCUGGGCACUUGUCUUGCGGGGUGCAGAGGCUCCAAAGGCAGAAGCCAGUAAUCGGGCUUUGAGAAGAGGCCUUAGUACAGAUCCAUACUGCAUUUUUGUGACAUUUAGGCAGGUACGGCCAGAAGUUUCUGGUCACGGCCGGUUCUUGGAGGAAGUUGUGCCAGAUGGGCCCAGGGAGGGCAGUGAAACCGGAAGGCAAGGAGGUGCGGCAGAGGGAGCCAGGGCUCGGAGUGCGCGUGCUGGAGUGCCACCAGUCCUCGGCUCCCUGUCCUGGAGUCCCCGAGCCUCUGUGCACCUUGGUUUUCACAUCUGAGAAAGGGAAAAAAUUCCUGCCUGUCUCUGGGACGGGUGUGAGAGUAAAUGGUCAAUGUCAAGGUCAGUACGAAGGUGGUGGUGUGCUGAAAAGCUUCCUGGCAGUCAGGAGGGCUGAUCGGAGCCCUUUGCUGACCCCCUCCCCGCCCCCUCGGGGACUUCUUGUCAGGACUGGGAAGAAGCCCCGAUGUGGGCUAUGUGACCAUGCAGGGACGGUGCCCCUGCCAAGAUUGUGUUCACGCAGACGCCUGAGGCCCUCCUGUCGGAAGGCUCUGCGGUGGGUAAAACCAGGCGAGCUGUGUUCUAGUGCGUUCUUUUAGGAGCUAAAACUAGUUCUAUGCACUGCCCUUCCUCGCAAUUAGUAAUAGAUGAUUGUUCAACAACAUGUAACAAAAUAAAGAGGAAGACGUGAUGGGUAACGCUUCCACUCAGAAGGCAGCGACUCAAUGUCGUGUUGUGGGACUGCCAGUCUUUUUUCUAUUGAGGUAAAACACACAUAACGUAAAUUUAUCCUCCCAGCCAUUUUUGAAGGUACACUUGAAUGGUAUUAAGUAGGCCUACGGUGCUGUGCAGCCAUCACGUCUGCCCAGUUCCAGAACAUUCUCAUCAUCCCAUGGACAAACUCUAUACCCGUUAAACAGCCACGCCCCGGCUCCCCCUCCCUCCAGCCUCGUGACCACUCCUCUGCCUUCUGCCUCCGUGGAUCUGAAACGGAAUCACACUGUGGUUUUCUGUCUGGCCUCCUUCCCCCAUGUGACGUUUCCAUGGUGCGUGCUGGACCGAGCACGCACCUCAUUCCUUCUCGCGGCCCCGACGGCCUGUGUGCAGACCACGGUUUGCUUAUCUGUGUGUUGAUGGACUUGCUUAUCUGUGUGUUGAUGGACGUUUUGAUAGUUUCCACCUUUCGGCUGUUGGAAAUGGCGCUGCCGUAGGCACUGGAGCUCCAGUAUCUGACAACGUCUGAGUCCCUUCGUUUGGGGGUGUGCUGAGAGGCACAAUCGCUGGGUUUUAGGGUGACUGUGCGCACGUUUUUGAGGUCCUGCCGGACUUUCCCAUGGCAGCCAUGCACUUUGAUAUCCGUCUCAGCUGUGCAUAAGGAUUCCAGCUUCUCCACGUCCGUCUUUUGGAUGAUCAUCCUGAUGGGUGUGAGGUGGUAACUUACCAGGCUUCCAGGCUUUUCUAAAAACAUAGAUGUUAUCCUGUACCUGGAAUUGGUUUUUUGUUUUGCUUCAUGUAACACAACUAUUUUACUUGUAAACACAUUAAAAAUAUUCUGUCACAAAAAAACACCUCAGAUGUCUGAUGUUAACUGACCUUGUUGGCAUAAUCAUUUUGUAAUAUAUACGUGCCUAAGUCAUUAAUGUGGCGCAUCCUAAGCUGAUACAAUGUUACAUGUCAAUUCUAUGUCCGGAAAAUUGGGGAAGGUUCUUUAUCUUUGAAGGAGAGACAGACAGGGCUGCCCACCCAUCCCCUCCUCUCCUUAGCAAUUACAUGUAGCUUUUGGUUGCCUUCCAUACUGUUCCCUCACCUGCUUCCCGGCUCCUUCCGAGACUGAAGCCCUUUCCCGAAAGACAGUCUUUGUCUAUAAAAUGUCUCGAGCGGUAUUGAUGUUUUGACUUUGACCUCCUUAAAGAUAAGAAUUCCCUCAAAUAGUGUCAGUCCAGUUGUAAGCUGUUCCCUGAGUGAACCUCACCCCCGAGAUCCUAGUUAUGCCUGGGGUGGGGGGGUCCCUAGGAUCCGAGUUCUUGACAAGCUCAAAGCCAAUUCUGAAAUGCAGCCAGGCUGGAAUUCUCAUCCAUUUCAGUCUGUUUCUGAAACAGACUCUAAUAGAAAACACCAGAGUAACUCAUGCCUCUGGACUUCGUGUUCCCUGGCCAACCCCGCCCCCCCUCCGCCCCCCAAAGAAUAGGUUCUCAGCUCUGGCGCCAUGUGCAGAAUCACCUGGAGCUUAUCAAAAAUAUUGCCGACCAGGCCCAUGACCUGCCAUCGUCAGGGUGAUUCUCGCGUGCAGCUUGGGUUGACAGUCGCUGUUCUGUGUCACCACAUUGUCCUCACCAGGAAGAGAGAGCCUCCCUUCCGGUGGGCGUCUGUUCACACGGCGCCAGCAGGGGGCGCACACCGCAAACGCCUCGUCUGCGAGUUCGUUCCCCAAAGCGGUGAAAACGCAAGUGGUCUUUAGAUUCAGGAGAUGGAUAUGUUGGUGAUUCCCCGACUUUGACAACAAAUCCAAAAUAAUGAUCUAACAGAAGAACCUAAGCAGACAUACAGAGAUGUUCACUGAGUGUUUCUAAUAGCAAAACGAAUAGCAACAAACUGGAAAUAAACAGUUUUUUAAAAAUU
This is a messenger RNA of Suricata suricatta (meerkat), 3586 nucleotides long. RefSeq names its product transmembrane protein 186 (gene TMEM186). Bases 205 to 849 code for a protein of 214 amino acids. NCBI's taxonomy places the organism in Eukaryota, Metazoa, Chordata, Mammalia, Carnivora, Herpestidae. Gene Ontology annotation, cellular component: mitochondrion. The transcript is spliced from 2 exons. The record is from RefSeq and is a predicted model, not a curated record.